Molecule: messenger RNA, 1660 nt
Organism: Zophobas morio
Lineage: Eukaryota; Metazoa; Arthropoda; Insecta; Coleoptera; Tenebrionidae
Product: fatty acyl-CoA reductase wat-like
Exons: 6
Coding region: 174-1652 (492 amino acids)
Biological process (GO): long-chain fatty-acyl-CoA metabolic process
Cellular component (GO): peroxisome
Molecular function (GO): alcohol-forming very long-chain fatty acyl-CoA reductase (NADP+) activity
Source: RefSeq, a predicted model, not a curated record
AAUGGCUCUCAAUUCGUGAAUCUUACAACAACUAAAAAAAAUUAUAAACGAAGUCCUGUUAUGUCUGCCGAAGUUAAUUACAAAUUGCUGACUACAUCAUAAAAAAACGAAUAAAAAUACUGUGUAUAUAAGUUUCGGUUAUCAAAAUGCGUGCAGUCCGUUGAAACUCAAAAAUGGCAACGUCCAAAAUUUGCAAGUUUUAUAAUAAUCAAAACGUUUUUAUUACCGGGGGUAGUGGUUUCGUGGGAAAAGUGUUAAUAGAGAAACUACUGCGAAGUACCAACGUUCACACUAUUUAUGUUUUAAUUCGAGCCAAGAAAGGACACGAUGCUCAAAAGCGAUUUGACGACAUUUUUGACAGUAUAAUUUUCGACAAAUUGAAGAGCAAACAACCUGAAUUUAAGAACCGGGUGGUACCUAUCUGCGGCGACUGUGUUACCAAUGGUUUGGGUCUUUCAGAAGGAGACAAAGAAAGAUUGAUAUCUGAAGUGAACAUUGUGUUUCAUGUUGCUGCUUCUGUGUACUUCGACGAACAUAUUUGUAAGGCCUACACUAUUAAUUGCAAGGGAACAGAAAAUGUGUUAUCACUUUGUAAAGAAAUGAGUGUUUUAAAGGUGUUUAUGCAUGUGUCUACGGCUUACUCUAACUGUAAUCGUCCUUCAGUCGAUGAAGUUAUAUACGACACUCCAGUAAAAUACACCCAAAUGGAAAAUUUAGUGCAUAAAUCUACAAUGGAAGAAAUGGAAAAGUUGACCCCUAAGUUAUUGGAGUCGUGGCCUAACACUUAUACUUUUACAAAAGCUUUAGCUGAAAAUCUAAUACAAGACAAUUAUGGUAAUUUUCCGCUAGGAAUUUUUCGUCCAGGGAUUGUAACAUCCACCUACAAGGAGCCCCUCGAAAACUGGAGUGACUCCAACAGUGGCCCUAACAUGGUCCUACGUUGUGCCUCGUUAGGGUACACCCAAAUCUUCUCCGCUAAUCAUUCCAAGAUCGAAAUGGUACCCGUUGAUUUAACCGUAGCUGCUCUAAUAGCAACAGCCUGGGACGUUUACUUCAACCAAAACCAACAACAACUACCCAUUUACAACUACGUGUCUUCCACAGACAAUGCUCUUACAGUUCACGAAUUCUUUUUACUUAUUUGUACCCAACUUCGAAAUUACCCAUCAAACAAAGCUGUUUGGGUUCCAAAUUUUCAAACAAUACCAGGCUCUCCUGUGACCGACUUUCUCAUUUACUGCUACCACCUCGUUCUAGGGUUGUCACUAGAUUUCCUUCGGUUGUUUUGUCUUAAGAAGCCUAAAAUUUUUCUAGGGAUGAUAAAAACACACUUGGCUAUGACACGGUUGUCCCAUUUUGGUAAUCGAGAGUGGACAUUUUCUAACAAAAACGUUAAAGAAAUGUGGGGACAAAUGAACGAAACGGAUAGGAAUUUGUUCAAUUUUGAUAUAGGAUCAGUGCAGUGGGUUUAUUAUUUGAGGAACUAUUUCAAGGGAUUGAAGGUACAUUUGAUGAAAGAAAAUUUGGAAACGCUACCAGAGGCCAAAACUAGAUUGAAAAAGUUGCAAUUUUUGCAAAAUGGCAUGCAUUUUCUAGUGAUUUUCUUUGGAAUAAGCACUAUUUUUAUAUUGAUGUUGAAAUUUUAUUGUUAGUUUGAUUG